AUGGGGAAGGAUGAUGAUGCGAAGGUGAGUGAGGAUAUUUUAGAGGAAAUUUGGAAUUCUAGAUAUUCUGAAUGGAAAUCUGGAAUUUCAGGAGGGAUUUUGAGAGGAAAUUUGAAGUUUUCCGAAGUUUUCGAAAACUUCGGCGUAGAAUUUGAAAUUUAAAAUGUAGCCUUUGCGGAAGCCCUUGAUGCUUUGCCUAAAAAUGUUUAAUCUCGACUGAAAUUUUCUGAUUUUUGGUUGGAAAUAUACAAAAAAUGGGAUCUGAUGGUUUUUUUCUAGAAAGAUUCGAAACUUCUCAAUUUCAAUAAGUUGUGCUGAAAACCUUUAUGUAAAUGAAAAAAUUAUAAAAAUCUUGAAGAGCUGACACAAAAAAAUCUGACAUUCCAGAUUUUUCUCAGAAAUCUGCUAAAGAACUGGAUUUCAGUCUAGUUAUUCAUUUUCCCUGCUCAAAUCACAAUUUGAAUUGCUAUUUCCAAAAAAUCCCAGACCCCCAAAAUUUUCAAAAUUCCCUCGCAAUCAAACGUUCGGAUUACUGUACAUGCACAUCUAAGUGUUUGCCGCGAAUUCGAGUCCUUCAAAAAUAUUUUUCAUUUUUAUUUUUUUACAAAACGUUUGCACCCAAUUUGUUAUUGUCAUUCCGAAAAAAAAGAAACCCUCUGUUUGAAUUAGCGCUCACGUACAGUAGACUAAGCAUGACGUGACACAUGCACAUCAAACUGGUUGGCAAAUAGCCAGCGUGUAAAUUUCGCAUUUUAUUUUUCAAAUGGACUCCAAAAUUUCGCGAAGUCUACUGUAGUCUUGGUUUUUUAGGCCAUUUCGGUUCUCUUCCAAGGUUCUUAUUUUUUCGGAAUGAUGAUAUAUAUAUAUAUUUUGCACGUUUUCUUCUUGUUCAACUCUUAUUUUUAGCUGAAAUUUUAAUUGUUCUAAAAUCUAAAAAAUCGAUGGGAAAUUAGAGAAAACAUGGAAUUUUUAGGCCAAUCCGAAAAAUUUUUCAGAUAAUUAUUCAUAAUCAGGGAAAAAAUUAUACGAUAUUAGAAAAUCAGCCUUAAAUAUAUAUUUUGCAGAUGUCGUUCCACGGAGAAGGCCUUUUUAGGCGUUUCUUGUAUUUGCAUGGACGCGACAAUUUCACUGAACGGAUCGUUCACUCGUUCACCAUAUGGAUUUUGAUAUUUUUCACCAUUCUACUAUGCUCGAAAAUGAUGUUUGGCGCAAUGAUUGUUUGUCGAUCGCCAAAAGAGGCGCCAGACACUUGGGUCAAUUAUUUCGAUAGUUUUUGCUAUUAUCAGGAUAAGUUCAAGUUGGAUGCUGUGCAAGCUGCUACGUGAGUGCAAAUUUGUUUUUAAUGAGAUUCGUUUUCACUCAAAAAAUCUUUUUUUUUUCAGCCGCAAUACCACACGUGGAAGUUUGAACGAAGUGCUUUUCAAAGAAAACGACGUCAUCUCAUAUUAUCAAUGGAUUCCAUAUUCAAUGAUUGUUCAAAUUGUGCUCUGCUUGCUGCCAGCCAUGGUUUGGCGCAACUUCGGACUUCGAUGUUUCCAUGGCGCUGAUUUCGACGCAGUAUUGCGCGGUUUCAUUGAAAAAAUGCCGGGAGAGGCGAAAGGUGUCACCAUCAAAUGGAUCAAAGAAGAUGAUUGGAAACGAAUGGCGAGGACUGUUCAGAGAUUGUUGAUAUUGAAGAAAACGUGGGUAUUAGGGCGAAAAAUCGCAUUUUGAAUAUAAAUGCUCAAAUUUUCCAGCGAUCUCUUUGGCCUCCGCUCAACAAUGUUCAUCUACGUUGCCCAAAAAUGGAUCGGCUUCUGGUCAUUCGUUUUCCAAUUUUAUUUGCUGGCCAAAAUGUUUGCGAAUGGCGGAAUUAUGUGGGGAGUUCAUGUAAGUAUCGAUAUAAUGUUGUCAAAAUCUAGAGGUUUUUCCAGCUCACUUACAAUUUGCUGCAUUCCGAAUUGGUGGAUCUGAAAGGCGGACUUUUUCCGCGUAUUGUGCAUUGCUCGGUGGAUAAAGCGGUAAGAUUUCAGAAGUUUUCGAGCUGAAAAUAGUUAAUCCCUUAUUCCAGGAACUUGCCAACACUCAUUCCUACAGUCUCAAUUGUCUCUUGGCUCAAAAUUUCAUCAACGAAAAUGUAUUUUUGUUCCUUUAUUGGUGGUUCGUAUUUGCAAUCAUCGUCAGUUUUUGCUCUGCCAUCCGAUUCUCGGCUCUUUUAUUAUCCCCGAGAUAUCAAAGAUACACCACAAGAAGUCUGUUGCCAUGCCAGGAAUAUUUUAUGGACACCACAACUGGCGGCGAUUUCGCCCAACCUGAGAAUAACGAUAUGCUCGAAUAUUUUGUCGAUUAUCUUGGAUGUGAUGGUUAUUUAUUGUUGCAAUUGGUUGGCGAUAUGAUGCAUUUGAUGUCGGUUAGAAUGUUGAGCAAGGAAUUAUGGCGGAGAAUUAUUGUGCAACAAAGACAUGAGGAUGAGGAAGAUGUUGUUGAUGUGAAAAGUGAAGAGGAAAAGAAGAAAGAGGAGGAAAAUCAGGGAUGUGGUGAUUCGACACAACCGACAGCUCCACCAAUGGAUGCGAGAUAUUAUGCAGGAAAGGAUGGAAAGAAGGAGAAGAAGAAGCAGAAAGAAAAUUCGGAUCAGAAACAACCGUUGAUCGAGGAUAGGGUUAGAAUGAUUUUUGGGUGUAAAAUUACAAAUUUUUUUUAAAUCUAGAACUUCUAGUCUUCUAGACCGAAAGUUCAGAAAUAAUAGAUUUUUGGCUGUUUCAUUUUUUGAAAAACAAAGGAUUUUGCUCUGAAAAUAGAGAAUCCUAGAUUUUCCCCUGCAAUUUUAGGAGUUUUGUAAAUUUUUGAUACAAUUUCCACGUGAACUAAAUGACGUGGCAAUUUGGAAAUCAGACAUUUUUAGUUUUUAGAACUCAAAAACGUAUUAUUCUAAAAACCCCAAUUUCCAGCCGUCUUCCUCUUCGUCUACCAAAUCAUCCACCACAGUUUCCCCACCACCACCACUUCGCUAUCGAAAUCAAAAACCCGACAUUUUCCGAAAUGCCAACGAGGAUUCCGACAACUCUCCGGUUUUUCGAAAUUAA
This is a messenger RNA of Caenorhabditis angaria, 3065 nucleotides long. NCBI's taxonomy places the organism in Eukaryota, Metazoa, Nematoda, Chromadorea, Rhabditida, Rhabditidae. The record is from the annotation of a GenBank genome assembly.